This is a messenger RNA of Colletotrichum phormii, 1233 nucleotides long. Its product is annotated as peptidase family C78. NCBI's taxonomy places the organism in Eukaryota, Fungi, Ascomycota, Sordariomycetes, Glomerellales, Glomerellaceae. The record is from RefSeq and is a predicted model, not a curated record. The transcript has 8 exons. The coding region runs from base 1 to 1233 and encodes 410 amino acids.
AUGGAGCAGAACAUUAUCUGUCCCUUUUGUGGAAAGGCUGGCGGAGGAGAAAUCGAGAUGUUGCUGCACAUGGAGACUUUUCACCCUGAGGAAGACAAUUCUCACCCUCCCCCACCCAUAACGCAGUCACCGCAAGAGCAGUAUGCCGAGUGUCCAAUCGAGGGUUGCGGUGAAUGCAUUCCCUUGGCUGAAAUUGACUACCACAUGGACCUUCACCUCGAAGAAGACCGUCAAGUUGCUGAGAACCCAAAUUCCCAAGCCGUCAUACAAUCUCGGCACCCCAAUAAUACAACUGUCACCACCGCCGCCGCCGCCUCUAGUGAUUACCGCGAACACGCCGUCGACGGUCAGAAUACGGCUGCUGAGCAAUGGGGGAAACUGUUGUCACUAAACGCAAAGUCGAAAGGCAAGGAAGGAGAGAAACGACUUGGAAAAGCAGAGCUGGGGAAAUAUGCGCAUGAACAACAGAUGCCAGACUGGCUCGUAUCUCUUCUUCAUAAAGGUGGCGAAGUCAAGAGCGAUGGGGUGAUUUCUGUUCUCGAGCAGCUUCUGAGCCAGAGCAAAUCUACCGAAUAUGCCUUUUUGUGCGACUCGGCCGUCCAGCAUGUAUCAAAGCUCAAGAAAGAAGGUGGCUUCUGCGGCUAUCGCAACAUUCAAAUGAUGGUUUCUUACAUUGUUGGCGCCAAUGCCCCUGGCAUGGAACAUUUCAGGGGCCGUCUACCUACUAUAUUCGAGAUCCAGGAGCUCAUCGAGAGAGCCUGGGACCUUGGCAUCAAUUCCCAGGGGCGAAUCGAAACCGGUGGCAUCAAGGGGACACGCAAGUACAUUGGUACUCCGGAGGCACAGGCACUCUUCGUUGGCCUUCAGAUACCAUGCACUGCGCAGGGAUUCAGAGAUCAUGAACCAGGAAGAUCUGAGGCUAAGCUGAUGAUGGCUGUCGAGGAGUAUUUCAAGCAGGGAGCGCAUUGCCAAGGUUCAAAAGUGACCUGCACGUCACUUCCGCCUAUAUACUUCCAGCAUGCCGGCCAUUCAUUGACAAUCGUUGGCUUCGAGAAACAAAUGCAUGGCCCUGCUAAUCUGCUUGUCUUUGACCCCGUCUUUCGCGAUCCACCAGCGCUUGCCCGACUUAUUGGCCAAACUUUCAAGCACAAAUCGGCAGACGAAUCUCUCAAGCCAUAUCGCCGGGGCGCCAAGUACCUCCGAAGAUAUCGCGAGUUUGAAAUCCUCAGGUAG